GAAAAUUUCCGAUAAAAUAAAAUGGCGGCUGUGGUGCAUUCGGUAGUUAUGUCGAAGUGUUUAUUACGGUCCUUGUUUGUUACUAUACAAUGUGCGAUUGCUACAAAGUGCUAACAAGUGAUGUGAAAUAACUUUAAAUCGUUGUGAGCGUUUUUUAUUCGGAAUUAUGUAAGAAUAAAGAUGAAAAGACAUUUUAUCUGACCAAUGAAUCGCGCAGCUAUCCAGAUGAAUAAAAAUGGGAGAAUCGACUUUCUUAUUGUUGGUUACUCUAUUCUUAUGGUCACGAUGUUUGGUUUUCGCUGAAAACAAUGAAUGUCCAUCAAAAUGCGUUUGCCUAAACCAAUAUGCUGAUUGUACAAGAAGGAAUUUAAUGUCGGUGCCAAAAAUUCCUAAGUGGGUGGAAGAAUUAGAUCUCAGCUACAACAAAUUGCAUGGAGAUGCAUCCGAAGGAUAUGAGAGACUAUCAAGUCUCAAGGUUUUAAAAAUGGAUAAAAACUCAUUACGCCUCAUACCUAACUUUCUACAGCACAAUAAUCUUCAUGAAGUUAGUCUAAACAGGAAUAACAUUGGUUCCAUUGAUACGGGGCAUUUUCCCGAAAACAAUGGUGUGCCACCCAACUACGGCCAGCAGGGUUACCCCAACCAACCUCCCGGCCAGCAAGGUUACCCCAACCAACCUCCCGGCCAGCAAGGUUACCCCAACCAGCCACCCGGGCAAUUAGAAGUGGGUCACGGGCCGUAUCCGUCCAUGGGCCCCGGCGGCGGGAUCUCGCCUCAAGUUCAGCAAUGGUUCCGAGCGGUCGACAAGGACCAAUCCGGGUUCAUUACUGCCGACGAGCUUAAGGCCGCGUUGGUGAACGCGCAGGGGCAGACGUUCUCGCACACGGCUUGCAGCUUGAUGAUUGGGAUGUUCGAUAAAGAUCGUUCCGGCCACAUCAACGUGGAAGAAUUCGACAAACUGUACACUUACGUUAACCAGUGGUUGGCAGUGUUCAAGACCUACGACACCGACCAGUCAGGCCAUAUUGACGAACAGGAGCUCUCUAAAGCUUUGAAUCAAAUGGGAUUCCGCUUCACUCCGGACUUCAUCAACUUUCUGAUAAAACGUUCAGACCCGAAAGAAGGAAAAGUGUCAGUGGACGAUUUCAUCGUACUCUGUGUACAAAUACAGCGAUUCACGGAGGCCUUCCGCGUGCGCGACACUCAACAAAACGGAACAGUCACUAUUGGAUUCGAAGACUUCCUAACAGUUGCACUGAGCUGCUCGAUUUAAAAUAAGGAUUACCCUUUCACGGCCUUUCGUCAUGUUAAAUGUCACUCACAUUCUAUCAUUGAUGCGAACUUUACUUGAACGCAUCAACGUUACUUUAACCAACUACGCCUUACACGUAUAUUAGCGGUGUGAGCUGAACAUACAACUUUAGGCGUCCUAGGCGUUGAAAGGGUUAAUGAGGGAAAUCUCAAAAUGACAUACAGAUAUCACAAUUACAUGCUUUAUUGGCAAACGUAUGUGUGGAAGAAAUACUGAAAUUAUUCAGUUACCAUACACAAUACACAACUCGCAGUUAGCACCGACUUCUCAUAAGACUUUUAAUGAUGCUUUAAACACGGGAUAUUUUUAUAAUGCUGUCUUGCUUGGCCAUACCAAUUGCCUGCUUAGAAUUCCAUUGUAUCUGUAAGUAAAUAAAUUAUUUUUAUA
Messenger RNA from Cydia fagiglandana, 1699 nucleotides. RefSeq names its product peflin (gene Pef). Lineage: Eukaryota; Metazoa; Arthropoda; Insecta; Lepidoptera; Tortricidae. The transcript has 5 exons. Gene Ontology annotation, biological process: COPII vesicle coat assembly. The coding region runs from base 236 to 1273 and encodes 345 amino acids. Gene Ontology annotation, molecular function: calcium ion binding. The record is from RefSeq and is a predicted model, not a curated record.